AAUCAUGUUUGGUCCUCAACGGUGCUAGCCAGAAACCACUUUUUCUGAACCACAUAUUGAGGGUUACUCUUGGUUGCCAGUAAAGUAUUUAGAUUUAAUAGAUUGGCAUCACUUAAAUAUUAUCUUAUUAACUACCCAGGCUGGUAGAUAAUAACAUUAUCUUAUUAACUAAUUAACUACCUGGCUGGGUAGUUAAUAAGAUAAUGAACCCAAAAUCUAACUGAAGCAGUCAUUUCAUGAGUCGUGGGUCUCUGUACAGCAAUCAUUUCUGGGUUACUGAAGUCAUUGGUCCCACCUUGGACUAUUUUAGUGGGAGGGGCAGUGAUUUUGUAAUCAAAAUUUGAAUCACUCAAUUUGAGGUCAUCAGCGAAGUAUAGAUGAUAGUGCCUAUCUCUUAGGGCUUCGGUAAAGAUUAAACAUAAAAUAUGUGAAAAUGUGUCAAAGUUAGUGAUGGAUAUGCAUUUAAUGCCCAGAAAAUCUGUAGGAUGUUUCUUAGUAAGUAUUAGCUGACUUUAUCAUUAUUUAGGAAAGCUAUGAGGAUGGCUGUUGGAGAAGUCUUAAGAUGUUUUUGAAAUCGCUCCCAAAUUCAGAGGAGUAAUAGGGAUCUUCCCAUGUAUCCCGGUAUCGAUCCUCUCUAGUUUUGACUUCAUCAACUUGCGUUUCUGUUUGUCUUUCAUUGCUCUCGUGAUUAGCAUAAAUUCUGCUGUGACCAUCCCAGACCAUCAUGCUGCACUUGUCAUGUGAAUGCUUUGAAGUGUGGGGCGCAUGGAGUGUUGCAUGUAGAGUGAGCACUGGCUUAGGUCUGUGUUCUAACCCCACCCACACUUGCUAGCUGGGUGUCACCAAGAUCUAUGCCUCAGUUUCCUGAGCUGGAAAAUGGGAAGGGUAUCUGUUUGAUGAGAAUAAGGUAAGAUGAGGGAUGUAAGUGCCUGUUAAGGAAGGGCAUUUGGUAAUUAUUAUUGGCUUAUUUUUAUUGAGGUAAUUUACAUACCAUCAAAUUCACCCAUUUAAAAUGAAUAAUUUAGUGUUUUGUGUAACUGUGGCCACUAUCUAAUUUCAGAACGUCUUCAUCACUCCAAAAAGAAAACCUCAUACCCAUUCCUCCCCCACUCUCUAACCCCCACCAGCCCUUGGCAACCACUAAUCCUCCUUCUGUUUUUAGGAACUUAUUAGUAAUUAUUAUUGAUGUUAAUAGCAAUAAUAAUAAUGGUAGAUACUUGGUUCCCUUGCUGUUUAAAUGACGUGUCUUUGCUCGUUUUGGACUUAGUGCCACACAGGCUGAUGUUUUGGAGAGUGACUGUGUAAUUUUAGCAACAGGAAAAUGUCACGUGAAGGCAGGAUGUGGACGUUAGUUCUGCAUGAAACAAACACUCAGUGAACUUUGCUCCCUGCUGGCAGGGCUGCGGGGCGGGUGCCUGUGUCACAGCGGGGCCUCUGCCAGUCAGGCCCGCAGAUGAAGGGCAGGAUCAGCUGGCAGCGCUUUGUGAGGUAGCAGGGUUGUCAGCAGUGUCUGGGCUGGCGGUGGAGCUGCUGCUUAAAUCCUGCAGAUCGCUCGGAGCGGAGCGGUGGCGCCGGGCAGCGUGCUUUAACCAUUUCUCGUCACCGCGCUCCUGUUUUCUGUGGUGCGGUAGGGAAGGCAGAGGGUUUGCAGUCGAGCCCCAGCUGGCUGCUGGCUGUGUGAAUUGGAGCAAAUCACUUUACCUGUCGGCCUUUCCUCCUGUGAAAUGGGAGUAAGAACGCCAUAGCCUCAGGCUCGCUCUUGAGCCUAGUGGGCCUCUAGGCAAGAUGUCCCUGCCCAUCGGGAUGAGCCGCCGGGCAUUCAGCUAUGAUGAUGCCCUGGAGGACCCUACGCCCAUGACUCCUCCUCCAUCGGACAUGGGCAGCCUCCCCUGGAAGCCAGUGAUUCCAGAGCGCAAGUACCAGCACCUCGCCAAGGUGGAGGAAGGAGAAGCCAGUGUCUCCUCCCCUGCCAUGACCCUGUCAUCGGCCACUGACAAUAUGGACAAGGUCCCAGUGGUGAAGGCUAAAGCCACCCGUGUCAUCAUGAGUUCUCUGAUCACAAAACAGACCCAGGAGAGCAUUCAGCGUUUUGAGCAACAGGCAGGGCUGAGAGAUGCUGGCUACACACCUCACAAGGGCCUGACCACCGAGGAGACCAAGUACCUUCGAGUGGCAGAAGCACUCCACAAACUAAAGCUACAGAGUGGAGAGGUAGCGAGGGAAGAGAAGCAGCCGGCCUCCGCCCAGUCCACCCCCAGCAGCACCCCCCACUCUUCCCCCAGGCAGAAGCCGAGAGGCUGGUUCUCUUCGGGCUCUUCCACAGCCCUACCUGGCCCACAUUUUAGCACCAUGGAUUCUGGGGAUAAAGACAGAAACUCGGCAGAUAAAUGGAGCCUCUUUGGACCAAGAUCCCUCCAGAAGUCUGAUUCGGGAGGCUUUGCCACCCAGCCCUACAGAGGCGCCCAGAAGCCUUCUCCAAUGGAACUGAUGCGCAUGCAGGCCACGCGGAUGGCCGACGAUCCAGCCACCUUCAAGCCCCCCAAGAUGGACCUCCCAGUGAUGGAAGGGAAGAAACAACCGUCUCGGACCCAUAAUCUCAAACCCCGGGACUUGAAUGUGCUCACACCCACCGGCUUCUAG
Molecule: messenger RNA, 2640 nt
Organism: Myotis myotis
Lineage: Eukaryota; Metazoa; Chordata; Mammalia; Chiroptera; Vespertilionidae
Product: KIAA1191 ortholog
Exons: 7
Coding region: 1786-2640 (284 amino acids)
Cellular component (GO): cytoplasm
Source: RefSeq, a predicted model, not a curated record